CAACGUUAGACUAGCUUGCAAUGGACUCAAGAGGAAUGUUCCUCACAAAGUUAUAUUUAUUUACUUUAGUUUUUAAUUUAGGCUUAUGUGAUUGGGCAUCUGAAUGGAUGGCUCCAGUACAAGACCAGUUAGGUUACAAAGACAACGCACCAUCAAGAAGCAGUAACUUUGAUGGCGAACUUUAUGACGAAGAUAACGAUCAUGUGACUCCAAUUUAUGAAAGUGAAAAUUUUCCUAAUCCAAGAUCGAACUUGGAUCUGUCUGUAACUAGUCUUAAACUGAAACUAGAGAAUACUCUACAAACCGCUAAGAGGUUAACGGAGACCUUGAAGAUGCAAAUCAACGCGCUGACUGCACAAGAGAUUGAAUUGAAGGAGGCAAUUACUAACGGCAGAUCUGGAGUAACAGCAGUAACAGUGACGUCCCUGGGCCGUCUGCCCAGAACCUACUUGAUAAGAGAUGGGUAUUGGACGAGAUGCAACGGUAUGGUCCAACUGCCCAGCCAAGAUCAGUCGCCCAAGAAUGUGUUCAAUGAAAUGUUUCUCGCGCCGAGGUGUAUUGGACAAGAGGUAUCAUCGGCGCCGGACCCUUGCGUGUUCAACUCCAUCAUCAAGUACGAAACGAUCCCUACGUACCGAAGGUUCGAGUACUAUGAGGACGACUACCUGUGCCUCAAGCAGGCCUUCAACAGUAGCAUGGAGCAGUACCUCAGUGUGCCGAGGCAGCUGGUAAACGAUACGUGUACUAAUGGCGUCAUAAGAUCCCUGACAGAGAACUCAAUGGAGUGUGGAAUCCGAAUAUUGGCGGACUAUACCUACUUCCCCCAAAGAAGUUACACGUCUCUUCUUCCACUGGAGUAUUGCAUUGAAAAAGAUGGCUCCUGCAAGCUCAUCGUGGCUUGGCACGUCUCGAACACAACCAUAGAAAAUUUUGAAUUUCUUAAAAACCAACAGAAUUUCAAAAAAUACUUCAUCAAUGCAAACUAUUUAGAACAAGUUAUUUGAUUUCUUGGAUUUUUGAAAG
Molecule: messenger RNA, 1023 nt
Organism: Amyelois transitella
Lineage: Eukaryota; Metazoa; Arthropoda; Insecta; Lepidoptera; Pyralidae
Exons: 6
Coding region: 21-1004 (327 amino acids)
Source: RefSeq, a predicted model, not a curated record